CAAACCACCAAAAUUCAUUCAUCCUAAGGGCAUUUAGCGGCUUUCUUAACUCCUAGUGCAGUCAACGAGAAGAGAAAAAAAGAAAAAAAAGGGACGACAUCAAAGAUAUACACACUUUGCGAACCCGUAUGCCCUGUAAAAGAUGAAAAGGUAGAGAGCAAACAGCGGCUGUGAAGCGGCCCUCCCUAACAGAGCCCCCCCCCCCCCCCCCCCCCUCUCUCUCUCUCUCUGCCUCGAAAUCGCCUGUUUCAACUCAGUCAAGUUGCGCCACUUGUGCAGCAACUUUUGGCUAUCGCUACGACAACACGCCCAGCAUGGAUUCUCGUCAGCAUCAUCUUCAUCACAAUCACCCACAGCAACCUCAGACACACCAAGAUGAGCCCUAUGUCACCCUUCGCACGAGGGCGCCAAGGGGUGAUGGUGCCAGCAUGAGCAGUGCGGAUUCAACUUACGGCUCGGGUGCGGGUGUCUCGACGCCUUCUGCAACUCAUGACACAAGCCGUGUGAAUUUCCAUGUCAAGCAUCUCGAGACGUUUGCAAAGAGUUUGGAAGAUUCGGCUGGGCGAGCAUUCCCAAAUAGGGGGCGCUCCAUGCAAAGAUAUUCUAAAGUGCAAGUACUGCUACUUCACUGGAAGUCUGAUGAUCUUUUUGUGUUACCUGAGCUUGAGGACCUUGAGCAGUGUAUGCGAGAAGACUACAGCUUCGAAACCGACAUUUUUGCCAUUCCGUCCGAGAACUCUCACUUGGAGUUGAUGCUCAAAGUUGGUUCCCUGAUUAAAGAUCAUGAAAGUACCGACACCCUCUUCAUCAUCUACUAUGGCGGCCACGCCAGGAUAGACGAAUCUAGGCAAAGCACCUGGUGUGCAACUCGCCACUCUGGCUCGCCAUGGCUGCAGUGGUCCGCUAUUCAGACCCUAUUAGAACGCUCCGUCUCGGACACGUUAAUCUUGCUGGACUGCUGCGCAGGCGCUGCGAGCGCUACAUUUCCCAACGGCAAGAGCAUCACCGAGACUAUCUCAGCGUCUAGCUGGGACGCCAUAGCCCCGGAUCCAGGGCGUUACUCGUUCACGAAUGCGCUCAUCGAAGUUCUUCAGCAGUGGAAAGUUAGGACCUUCUCAGCAGCAAUGCUACACGCCGAGGUUCUAGCACGCCUCAAACAUCCCAGACCCAUCACCAUAAACGGCAAGCACUUCGAGGCUCGAUCAACCCCGGUGCACUUCAUGAUGACCUCAAACCACAAAGCCCCCAGCAUAGAGCUGGGCCGCAUUGUACCUGGAAAUAGGCGGCCUCCCUCUCCUCCGGAUGAGCCAGAGGCGACCAUGCCCCUCCCGACCGCUCCCAUAAGCUCAGGCAGGGGUGGUCCAGUAGAGGGUGCCGGCACAGAACCUACCGAAGAUCGACCGCAUGUUAUGAUCUCGUUAGCCCUCGAAGACAACCAGCAACUCGAUCUGGACGCAUGGGAGCAAUGGUUGGCUAGCUUCCCAGCGCUGGCCAAGUAUGUCAAGGUCCAGGGUGUCUUCAAGAGCCAUUCGACACUACUGUUACUGUCCCUCCCGGUCAUGAUCUGGGACUUGCUUCCCGAAGAUCAUGCCUGUAAUUUCGUGGCUUUCAUUAGGUCGAACAACAUGAUCAAGCCGACCACCUCGAAUGAGUCUCCUGCUCAAACUAGCGCUGUGAGAGUUGGCGAGGACGAGACGGAUAACAUGUCCAUUUCAGGUACCACACUGCCACCGGAGGAUAUAUUGUCCGGAAACUUGGUGGCUAGUCGAUCCGUCGGUGGGCGUUACUUGUCAUACGAUAGUGACCGAACCCCAGCAACGUCAUCAACUACCAGGGAUUUUACUAGACAUUCCCCCUCUUCAUCAAAGGCACCGUCACAAAAUGCCCGUGAUGAUAGUUACCAAAAUAUUAAACGAGACGCAAUAAUGAACACGUCACGGAGCUCCAAGUGGACAGUAUACCAUCCAUCAGAGUCUGUACCCGAGGCACCUCGGUUCAAUUCUCAUAUAGUUGCCCGUCUGGAAGAAUACUUCAACAAUGAGCCCGAGCCGAGCAACGCUGCAAUCGAAUAUUAUGCAUCAAAUCUUGGUGCCCAGUCGAAUGACAUAAGUCUCUGGUUCUAUCACCGCCAUAAGAAAGAGCGAGAUUUAUACACUCAGAACAAGCGCAAACUACCUUUAGAACCACCACCGCCGAGGCACGAGGCCGUACGUAUGAUCUUGCCAGGGCAUCUCAACAGGCUCUUGGAGAUCUACCCAUCCCAGGUUCUCUUUUUAGACCUGCGACCCCCUACAGACUUCCAGAGAUCUCACAUCCACCGUGCAGCAAACCUGCGUGCACCAGUGAGCUUUUUGGAGCACUCUACUAUUGAUAUGAUUGAGAGCGCAUUCACGGACGAGACCAGCCAUGCGAGCUUUUCCAAGUGGUAUUCAGCCAAGUGUGUUGUCAUCUAUGACCGCGUGAUUGAGUUUUCUUGGGAGUGUCCGACCGUCGAGGCGCUUUACGACAAGUUCAGGAGCAAAGGCUGGACUGGCAGGUUCUUUGUUCUCAAGGGUCACUACAGGGAGUUCUCGGCCUCGUACGACAAGUACAUAGUCGGCGCAAGGACUUCGACGGCCGCCAACCAGUACCUUGAGUCUCUGGAACACAUGCCACCAACGACAGCUGACCAAGUUGUUGAGGCACAGGAUCAGUACGAAGAAUGGCUACGGCUUGUGGAGAACGAAGACCGCGUUCCUUCAACAAAUCUCACACCAGCAAAGCAGUCGGAAAGACUACGGGCCAUGCAACAGAACCAGGAGGCUCUGGAAAACGAAUUCCAGACACAAUUUCCUGAGCUCUAUAGGCAGUCCAUCGGAAAACUCCCACAGCAGGACUCAUGGCCCAGGGACAGGAAGGAGAGGAUUGAGGCAUCACAAGGGCCGUUAGUAGCGCCGCUAAGCCGGGCGCUUGAUAAAAUGCAUGAGGCGGGAAUAUCGUCCCCGCCGCCGCCACCACCACCCUUGACAGACCGCAAGGACAGCAGCUAUUCGGAUAAACUCGAAGGCAGCAGCGGGCGAAGCGGCGGCUACCCUCCUGACAAACCAGUUGGGGGCGGCCGGGGCGGCUACUCUGCGGAUAAUAUGGACAUGGAGCAGAUGGAAGACGAAGACUUGGGCGGCGGUGGUGGCUCUGGCGAUCUGCAGAGUGGCCAGGUCCCAAUGGGCGUUGGAGGUGGAAGCGAAUCGUCAAAGAAGCGACAUCAACAACAACAGGGGUUUUGGAAGCGAUUACGGAGCAGUAGGUCGUGAUGUUCUACUCUCGGGGUCUCAUCUAUAACUGACUGCCCGUGCUCGGAAAUUUGAGGGGGUUAUAUCAUAUCUAACACAUAACACAUCUUUUGUCUUUUCUUCUUCUCUUCUUUCCAGGUUUUUAAUGGGCAGUUCAGACGGUAUAUGGGGGUUUUUCCUAAUCAACUUGGGACUGAUGGUACUUUCGGACUGCAUGGACACGCACACACCCUAUGACGGCAGAACAGAGUUUUUUUCUUCUAUUUCUUUUGUUAUUAUUAAGGAUGCAUAUCGGCGCGUGGUACAUAGUAGUUUGCAGCUUAUGUAUAUUGCUGCCAUCUUUUUAGCCAUACUUCCCCCUGAGUUAAACCAAAUAUUGAAUGAAAUCUUCGG
Messenger RNA from Pyricularia grisea, 3662 nucleotides. RefSeq lists its product as uncharacterized. Lineage: Eukaryota; Fungi; Ascomycota; Sordariomycetes; Magnaporthales; Pyriculariaceae. Gene Ontology annotation, molecular function: DNA binding. The coding region runs from base 315 to 3290 and encodes 991 amino acids. The record is from RefSeq and is a predicted model, not a curated record. The transcript is spliced from 5 exons.